Molecule: messenger RNA, 7257 nt
Organism: Xyrichtys novacula (pearly razorfish)
Lineage: Eukaryota; Metazoa; Chordata; Actinopteri; Labriformes; Labridae
Source: the annotation of a GenBank genome assembly
AUGUUUGACAUCCAGAAAUAAAUACACAGAAGAAGAGAUUACAUCUUUGGUGUAUAUGUUGAUGCUUUUGUUGAUGUAUUCGUUUAUACUUUUUAUUUCUUACCUGUUUUAAACCUGACCGGUGAAACUGAAUUUAGAAUUUAAAACCAGCCCCAUCUGCUCAAUGGAUCCGUUAUCUGCUGCCUCCUCUCCGUUAGCUUUGUGGAACAGAUGCAAUAAAGCUAGCUGAGCUGAGAGCUAACUGUGGAGCUAACGGUGAACCGAACUGAUGAUUUCACAUUAAAACGACUCAACGUUCAACAACCAACAUUUAUUUACAUCACAGUCCAAAAGGUAAUUUUUCACUUUGUUUGAAUGUGUGAAGUGAGUGAAUAUUGAUCAUUAUUUCAAGGUACUGAAGUCUGAACUAAACAUGUAACAGAGCUCACUGUUUCACCAUCUCACUCUUUCCUCUUUCAGUUUGACUUUGAUUUCAGAGAAUUUUGGACACUUCACUUAAAAGUAUGAAUAAGUUAAUGAUUCACUGUUGCCAUGAAGAGAAUUUGUGCAGUGCUAAUGGAAUAAAAUGACAAAACAAAAAAAAAAACAUGAAAAACUGAUACACAUGAAUCUGAAUAAUAUGACAUUUAUAAAGCAUACAAGCUGCUUCUCAGGUCAAAGUCUGGUGUGUCCUUUCGUUUUGUAUUCUGCCCCUCUAUCCUUUAUUUUUGAUCUUCUAUUUAUUAAAUAUGAGUCCUGAUUCUUUAUCCUUUCUGCUGUCCUAUUCUUCCCUUUAGAGCUCCAUCUGUCCUCCAUGACUUCAUCCGAGGUCAACAGCUUGCCAGACAUGAGUGAGGUUGUGAUCGUCACCAUCCCCACCACAGCGGAGGAAGAUCUCCCCUCUGUGGUAGAGGAGGAUAAAGCUGUGCUGGUGUCUGCAGAGCUGAACACUCAGACAGGGUAACGGUUGGCGCAGUACUCUGUUGUUGCAUAACUGACAGGACAUAAGUUUUAAACAUAAUGUCAGCCUUUCAUGAAUAAACAAACAUGACUGGUAGCAAUAUUAGUGUUAGAAAUGGAUGCUCUGCUCAUAGAAAACUCAGCAGCAUUGAAUCAAAUUAAGUACACCCAAAUAAAGUGGGAACAAAUGAAGAGUCUUGGCUUCACAUUUUAGGAAACUGGCACAUUAUGAAUUGUUGCUAUGCAGCAGCAGUUAAAAGGGAGGAGUUAAUAACAAAAACCACUCAAAAGAAACAAAAGUCAAAUGAACAGGAGUCACAGAGCUGGUCCACCAAAACUGCUCGUCAUUCAUUGUUCAGAGGUAUUCCAGGUUUAGAAUGCAAAGAAUGCAUGAACCAUCUUAAAUAUUAAUACGCCAAGUGCAGUCGAACGGGUGUAGGAAGAUAAGGGAGAGGAAUAACAUGUCUUCUCCCUUUCCCCGUACAGCAUCAUGUCCAACAUCCACAUGCUUUAGUUGUUCACUUUUGUUUGUAAUGUGCUUCAAAAAGAUGAACUAUAUUCAUGUAAAGAACCUGGUUUUAUAUCAUAGUUUGGUAUAAAUGUUGCACAUGAUUUAGGUCAUAAUAUUGAGUUGUAACCAUGAUGACCUACUUUGAUGAACUAAAACUUAAAUUUUUUUUUUUCCCUUAAAUUCACAGAGAGGAGGAGCUCACAGCUGCACCUGCAGAAGCAGAAUCUGAGUCCAGCAGAGCUGAUCCGCUGACAAAGGAAGAGGCAGUUAUUGGUAAUGUGACCUUCAAGAAUUUUGUCAACUGUAAAGUGUGGUGGGUCAGUUACUGAUACAAUUUUGUGCAGCUCAAGUAUCUUUACCCCCCCCCCCCCCCCCUUUUUUUUUUGACUUGAGCAGUCUAUCUGCUUCAUUUAGAGUUAAUCUAAUACAUCACAGCAGUACAGGUUUCAGUCAGUGUUCAUUUUCAUAUCUCAGAUCAGAAAAAAGCUCCAUGUGAGAGUGUGUGUUGGUCUCUGUCUCUGCAGUGAAAUUAACAGAGGAAGUUGACGUUGAAGCAGAUGUCUUCUACCCAAUCACCUGUGGAGACGCCAAAGCUACACUGGUCUGGAAGAAGUUUGUCUGCCCUGGGAUUAAUGUAAAAUGUGUUCAGGUACUCUGUUAUUCCUCAAACAACAGAAAACAGAAUUCUGAACACAUUUCAUUUGAAAAAAAGGUGUGCUUUAUGCCAAUAUUUUUUCUUUCCUCUCUGAUCAGUUCAACGAGCAGCUCAUCAGUCCAAAGGAGUUUGUUUGUUUAGCAGGAAAAUCCACUCUGAAGGACUGGAAGAGAGCCAUCCGCCUCAACGGCACCAUGCUCAGGUCUGAGUCGUCUGUUUCUUACUAUUGUGGUAAUAGAUUAAUGUGUUUAAAGCUGCAGCACACAGAUGAUAACAGUCACGGUUUUAAGCGCAACAUAAUUUUAAAAAUGUGUUUGAAUUCCUCCUUUACCUGAGAAGUUGGUCCUAUAGAUUUGAUGAACAAGAGAACUAAUGAACCCCCUCUUCAACAAGACCCUGAGAUUUUUUAACUCUUUGGCUUAGGAUAGGACUUCAUCCCCCACCUUGAAGGGGCAAUCCACCUUUUUCUGGCAGGGGACCAGACUGAAACUCUAAUCCUGACCACUGCAGACUGCCCAAGUGAUUGCUGCUUGUCCCAGCUAGAGAGAGCAAACAGAACCAUACCAUUAUAAAUCAAAUGUUUCAGUUGAUGCAGUGUCACCGUGUAAGGGAGGGUUGACUCUCUUAGCAUAGAGCCUGAGUUUGGAUUUGGCAGCUAAUUUUCACUCCUUCCUUUUGAAAUAGUGUUUUAGAAACAGACAUGUGAAGAAAGUUCAAGUGAAGCAGCUGCUCCUUUUAAAAGAUCCUGCUUAUGUUGUUCGGUUGUUCAGGAUGCCUCCUUUUGUAGCUUUUAGAGACCCUGGGCAAAAACCCAGAGUCCUGAAAUCAGUUAAUCUGGUGUUUCAGACCUUUUUUUUCUUCCUCCACAAUGUAGAAGGGUUUUCUUCUGAAAUACAUUUAUUUUAAGUUCAUUGUAAAAGCCCCAGAUCUUGCCAUUAACUGUAAAAAAGUUCUUUGCGGAAUUCAGAGAGACUAGCGUUUUUUUGUUUUUCAGUUUGCUUUCUUUCUUGUUUCAUAAAGUGACUUUUUCAAUAUUUAAUUUUCUAAAGAAAAGCAAAAAUCUGUUUUUAAGUGCCAGGACUGUUGCUCUCAAACAUCAUGUUUCAAACAGAGUAGAACUCUAUGUUAAAAAAAAUGUUACUGUGUCUUUAGAGAGUGAAUUCAAGAUUGUCGGGAAACUGGAUGCUCUGUCAGUUUAUCUUACUGUUAACACAGUAAUAGAAAUAAAUGAAAAUAAACUGUUUUUGCUUUUCUUACCGUGGACAGCACCUCAGAUGAGCAGUGUUGAUAAGACACUCUGAUGAUUUAAACCCAGAUGAUAUGUCAGAUUAGAGUUUGAGAAGUCUUAGAUUCUGGAUUUUUGGGCAGGGACAAAAAAAGAGGAACUGAUUAAAGGAAUGACUUCUUUAAAUUUAUUUUUCAGUUUGUUUGAAACAUGUUUCCCUCUAUUUAAGUUGGAGGCAGAUGUGUAGUUGUAAAAUAAACCACAAGAUGGCGCCGUUAAACCUGUUCUAUCCAGAUGUUGAGUAUCAUGUCUUCUUCAAGCCUUUAUUUUUGACUGCAUUUCUGUUUUCAGGAAGAUCAUGGACUCAGGUGAACUUGACUUCUAUCAGCACACCAAAGUUUGCUCCAACACCUGCCGCAGCACCAAGAUCGACCUGGUGGGAACUAAAGUGUCCCUGAGCAGCGACCAAGCUGAACUGGUUCCUGCUGCACCUUCGUCAGGUGACUGUAAGUCCACCUCACCUGAGAGCUGCUUCUGUCACUUCACUCUGUAGUUGUGGUUAUUUACUUUUUGGCACAUGCCGUUUUCAAAGUUUGAAGGGUUAUUUAUGAAUUUUAAUGGCGUGGUGUUUGUUUACUUUUUACACUCAUGUUGUCUACUGAUGUUUGUGUUUCAGUGAACGGCGCUUCUGCCUCUUUCUCAGAUGGUUCAGAGGAGACGUCAGAGUGGGUCACAGCCAUCGGAGGUGAUCACCGACCUGCGCACAAGCUAUUUUAGCAGUGUGUAAUUCUCUUAAUAAUAUAUGUGUGUAUCUCUGUGUGUUUUAGAGGACUCAGUGGCGUUCUGGCGUUCGGUGAAGGAGGCAGGGCUUCUGGACGAGGUGGUGGACGAUUUCCAGAAGGAGCUGCAGGAGGUGCUGAAAGGGCUACAGGAAAGAGUGUGUGACCCCCCACUGCAGGUCAAAGGUUAGAAACGCUUGGAUGACUUGGAUGAUGCUCCUCUCGUAUCUGCAGACACACAAGGUUUUCAUCCAAAUCUGGGAGUUCAAGUAAAAAAUUACCCAUUAUCAGAGUCAGGAUGGAAGUUCAAAAACUAAACCAGCGCUGCAGAUUGUCUUCAGUCUCUCGCUGUUGAACUUCAAUCAAACACAGAAUUUAGUUAAUGAACAAAAAACAAGUGUGCUGGUGGUGCUUUGGUGGUGCAGUUCAGGGCCCUUUAAGAGUGAACUUAACAGCUUCUGUUGUCUAAAAAUACUCUCAUUGUCUCCAACAGGUCUGUUUUAGUUAGGAUCUUUUAGUUAGUAAAAAAUUACUCUGUAGCUGUUGCAGCCUGUUUCCUGGAAGCUGACAGCAAUUUCAUGACUAUUUUUCUGUGAGGAUCAUUCAGAAGAAAAAAAGCAAGGGCCUGGUCAGAAAGACGUCAAAUCCCAGUAUUCAGAGAGCAACAUACUAACAACUAGGAGUGGGAAUCACUAGUGGAUAUUAUCACAAUACUUGGGCCACAAUACGAUAUUAAUGUGAUUUUUAACAUUUUGUAAUACAGUAAGUAUUGCGAUACAAUAUAAAGCGAUUUAUACAAUUUUUUUAACUGUUUAGCUAAUUUAGCAUUUAUCUUUAUGUUUGCCUUAUUUACACUGUAUUUUAUUUUCAUAUAGCACAUCUUGCAAACCUUAAAUAUUUGUGGCAAUAACUUUCUCCUUCUCUAUGGUGUCACCUCUGCCAACCUCUCUGGACAAACAGUUGAUUCUAUUUUUCCAUUCUCAUAGAUUUGACUUCACAUUAGCAAUUAAUUUUAAAAAAUCAGUGCUUGAUAAAUGAGAUGAUACGAUAUAUCACCAGGCAAAUUCCGCAAUACUAUGCUGUAUCGAUUUUCCCACCCCGACUAACAACAGGUUACUUUUCCUGUUUGUGGUCGGUUUUCUGAUCACUCUGUGACUUUUGUGCGUCCAUUAUGAAUAAAUAAGCUACACACUCACAAGGUUUUAAUUGAGUUAAUGUUAAUUAUCAUGCUCUACUUACCUGCAGACAAAGUUAGCUCUUCAAAGUCCUGCUCUGGUCGGCAUGGAUCUCAAAUAUUCAGGGGUUAUGUAGCUGUCAGGAGUGUCUGCAUCUGGUGUUUUAUUUUACACUGUUUGGUUCAAUCUUCUCUGUUAAGCCUGUCAACAUAGACUCAAAUCUCCAGUGUAGACACUUCUGGGACAGGGCUGAGACACUCUGCUGCGCUCCAUGUAGAAAUACGAACAUCGACUAGGACAGGCACAGAUAAGCUCUGGAGUGUGUGGCGUUGACAGAACGUGAGGCACGCGCUUCCUGUGCAAAUUAAAAGCAGACGACUUUACGCCGUAUUUAUAUCAAGUGCAAUCAUCGUCUUAGUCGCACAUUCACACACUUUCAGAUCACACUUUGUGCUUUCCGUUGGUGUAGAUAUGCCUACCACGUCAGCCUGUGUCAUUCUUUGUUUUCCUGCUGCAUAGCAAUUUAACCCUUCAGGGGAAUAAAGAUAAUCUCAAUCUUAAUCCGAGUGAAUGAAAUUUUUAUUUUUACUCUAAUAGUUUUUUAUGGGUGUUUUUUCAGAUGCUGUUUUACUGAACAACAUCGUGCAGAACUUUGGGAUGUUGGACCUGGUGAAGAAGGUUCUGGCGAGCCAUAAGAGCCAGAUGGACCGAUACAGAGAGCAGUACACUCGCAGCCUUGCUGGUCAGUGAAAGAAGAGUUUGAAACAUCUUUGAUUUUCAUUUUUCAUGAGAGGUUAAACAAAGUUCUUGAUGCAUAAUGAGCUGAAACUUAAAAAAUACAAAUACAAUUUAGGACUAACUCCUGAUGGCUCCUUUCAUGAUUUAAGAAAGACUUUUUUACAUUGGUGCAGAUGUAAUAUGGUGCUACAGAAAUCAGUGUACCUCCUUUUCUCUGUGUCUUUGCUGGUCUGUUCCUGGACUACGUUUAAAACUGAUAGCGUCUUUCUCCUCCUGCAGCUCUGGAGCAGCAGUGUGACGAGCACAGGAAGCGAGCCAAAGAGCUGAAGAGUAAAUCUCAGCACCUUAACAACGUCUUGAUGACCCUCACCCCGGUCCCUGCUCCCCCUGCUUCAAAACGUCCCCGUCUGACCCGUGCUGUCUCCGGUCCCGCCUCAGUCAACGCCACUCCCACCCAGAUCACCUUACCUCUGAACCAGCUGACCGGGCUGCCGCUGGGGAAGGUUCUGACGGUGGCAGGAGGCCAGGCGGGGGCUAACCUGGGCGGGUACACCCUCCUGACCUCGCCACUCUCUGGGUCAGAGCUGGCAGGUGACGCCUCUAACCUAACGGUGCUCUCCACAACGACAGGUCAGGAGGGCAUGGCCGGCAGCUCCCCAGCCUUUGUUAAGGUGGUCGGGCCACAGUUCCAGCUGGUGGCGCUUCCCACCCAGCUGCAGAGUUUGGCCACCACGCAGAGCUCUGCUGUCCAGCAGCACAUUGGCAGCAUCAGCGUGGUGGACGCCACAGCAAUAGCCGCAGAUGGCGUCCAACAGGAGGAAAUCCAGGCGGAGGGUGAAGAGGAGGGUCAGAUAGAGCAGGUGAAAGGGGAGGAGGAGGAGCAGCCAGCUGAGCAGCAGUGAGACAGACACAGCUGCUCCGUCUGUCUGCAGCAGGUGAUGAACCUCUGGACUGAGCUGAAUGUUUCCCUCCGGGCCUCCUGCUCCUUUUGACUUGAACGUUUCAAGCAUUGUGCGAGUAUGUAAUUUAACUUCGUGGACGUCAUUCAAUUUUCCAUCAUACCAAAUUUAAAUAAGAGCUGCAUCUGCCAAUAGGAGUGUUGAAGUUGAGACUUACUGUAAAUAUGUAUUUGUAACUUAUACAGCAAAUACAGCUGUAUCAAAGCGUGUGAGGAGGGAUUCUUUGUGUGUGUGAGUGCUUCGGUUUGGUAUUAAACACUUUUUCAACAAAAAAAA